GAGACAGACAGCACAACCUCGGGAUGUUUAUAUCAUAACACAUCUCUUCAACUGUGCCAUUACAUCCCUCAGCAUGGCUUUCAGAACACCCAUAAGCCAGGUCACGAAAAGGGCCUCGCCGUCCACCAUCUCCAAGCUUACGAGUAAACCAGCAUCGUCAUUAUGGCAAAGAGGUGGUGCGGAUCAAUUGCGAUCCUUUGCGACGCCGGUACCACCAGUCACGCAAGAUGCGACAAGUUCUAAGGGGCCUACUGCGAUGGUGUUCAUGAAUAUGGGAGGACCUUCUACAACUGAUGAAGUUGGAGACUUUCUCAGUCGUCUCUUUGCAGAUGCAGACUUGAUUCCUCUCGGGCGAUUUCAGAAUUACCUUGGCCCUCUGAUUUCGAAGCGUCGAACCCCAAAGAUUCAGAAGCAGUAUGCGGCGAUUGGUGGCGGGUCUCCAAUCCGUAAAUGGUCAGAAUACCAAGCGGCGGAGAUGUGCAAGAUCUUGGACAAAAUCUCACCAGAAACUGCACCACAUAAACCAUAUGUCGCAUUUCGAUAUGCCAAUCCAUUGACUGAAGAGAUGUACAAUAAACUGCUAGAGGAUGGAUUCGGUGGCGGUAAGGGAGGACGAGCAGUGGCGUUCACUCAAUACCCGCAAUACAGCUGUUCGACAACAGGAAGUAGCUUGAAUGAGCUAUGGAAAUGGAGACAAAAGCUUGAAGGAAAGUCGCCGAACUUUGCCAACGAUGGAUCAAUCAAUUGGAGUGUGAUUGAUAGAUGGCCGGUUCAUCCAGGACUUGUGGAUGCUAUCGCACUCAAUAUCGAGGAUCAACUCGCAUCAUACCCAGAGGAUCAACGAGACGAUGUGGUGCUUUUGUUCUCGGCUCAUAGCUUGCCGAUGGAUGUUGUUAACAGAGGUGACCCAUAUCCUGCCGAGGUUGCUGCAACAGUCAAUGCUGUGAUGCAGAGACUGAACCACUCCAACCCCUACCGGCUAGUGUGGCAAUCACAAGUUGGACCAAAAGCAUGGCUUGGAGCCCAGACAAGUGAUACGGUUGAGAAUUAUAUCAAGAAGGGGCAAAAGAACCUCAUCUUGAUCCCUGUGGCAUUCACAUCUGAUCAUAUCGAGACGCUAUUCGAACUGGACCAGGAAGUCAUUGGCGAAUCAGGUCACAAGGACACCAUCAAGAGAUCAGAGAGUCUGAACGGAUCUCCAGUCUUCAUCCAAGCACUGGCAGAUAUCGCAAAGAAACAUCUGGACAGCGGCGAAAUCUGCAGUAAGCAGAUGGGACUUAGAUGUCCAGCUUGUACGAAUGCAAAGUGUGGAGCGAGUAAGGAGUUCUUUGCAGGAACGGGAGUUGGGGAAACAUUUGCAACAUCAACUUAAUAAUACCAACAAGAAACGUGUACGUUAGAGGAAAAGCGCACUGUAUAUAUUGUUUCUGAAGGCUUUGAGGAUGUACAAUUCUGUUGUCGGAUUGUCGAAUCCUCAGCUAGACAAGAAUGGAGAUUAGGUGUUAUCGCCGUGCCGUUGUGGACCAUUUGCAGCUAGGAAUGCAUUAUGUCACCACUCAAGCCCCUUGGAAACGCAAGCCUCGGCCAUCGAAAUAAACACUCCGAUCAUGGAGUUCCGUCAAAACACCAGAACAGAUCCAUUUCUGGCUAUUAAGUAAUAGCAGCUGAAUCAAACGGUAGAUGUAGCCUUGGCCG
Cadophora gregata is the source of this 1695-nucleotide messenger RNA. RefSeq names its product ferrochelatase hem15 (gene HEM15). The transcript is spliced from 3 exons. Gene Ontology annotation, molecular function: protoporphyrin ferrochelatase activity. The record is from RefSeq and is a predicted model, not a curated record. Lineage: Eukaryota; Fungi; Ascomycota; Leotiomycetes; Helotiales; Ploettnerulaceae. Bases 74 to 1372 code for a protein of 432 amino acids. Gene Ontology annotation, biological process: heme biosynthetic process.